Molecule: messenger RNA, 415 nt
Organism: Entrophospora candida
Lineage: Eukaryota; Fungi; Glomeromycota; Glomeromycetes; Entrophosporales; Entrophosporaceae
Source: the annotation of a GenBank genome assembly
AAAGAUCAGUAUAUGUCCAUUAGCAAUAAAAGAAAAAUAUAUUAAAGAAGAUCAUCAUCAUGAAGACAAUAAUAAUAAUAAAGAUAAUGAUAUUGAAAACAAAUACAACUCAACCAUUACCACCAAUUCCAACAAUACUACCUCCAACAACAUUAACAAUGAUGUCAUUAUGAUGGAUUCAACUGGAUUGCAAAUCUUCAAGGAUUUGCAAAUUGAAUUGGAUAGACAUUAUUGUUACUAUAAAGAUAAUAUUGAUGAUAAUAAUGCAGAAGAUAUUGAUAAUUUAAAAAAUGGUGAAAAUGAAGUUGAUAAUGUUGAUAUUAAAAUUGCUGAUGGUGUCAAUAAUAGGAAAUUUAUCCAUUUAACCAUUGAUGAUGCAUUAGAUUAUAUAAAUCAAUAUAAGAAUGAUUCAUAG